GUGGAGCAAUCAACUAAUCAAAACAGUGGAAUCCAUCAAAUCCUCAGGAGACAGAUCCAAACACAGGAAAGAAGUUAGUAAUGGAGCUAGAAUUGGGAUUGAAGGUCACAAGAACAAGAGAAGAUGUAUCAUCCUCAGUUGAUUUUCGCUUCUCCAAAGACCCAUUUGGUCCUCUGGUGCUUUCUCAAGAAACAGAUUCAAGGUUCAUCAUCAUCAUCCAUCUUAAAGGAUUCAAGAAGGAAGGUAUCGAGAUUGAGAUAAACAAAGAGGGAGAUAGGAUUACUAUAAGAGGAAGGAAACCUGUUGAAGAAAUGGUUAUGAUUAGAUGGAUGGCAUGGAGGAAAGAAGUUGAAAUGAGAGCCUUCAGGAAAAAAUUUCUGAUUCCAGAUGUUGUUGAUUUAGACAAGAUUAAAGCUAGAUUUGAUGAUGAUGAUGCCACUCUUACGAUCACAAUGCCUAAAAGAGUAAAAGGAAUCUCUGGAUUUAACCUUGAGCAAGAGGUGGAAGAAGAAGAAGAAGAAGAAGAAGAAGAAGAAGAAGAAGAAGAAGAAGAAGAAGAAGAAGAAGAAGAAGAAGAAGAAGGAGAUGUGAGUAAAGUUGAGAACAGAGAAGAAGUUGAAGAGGAUAAUGUAGAAAGAGAGACUCAGAGGGAAGAAGGUUUUGGAGAGAUGAUGGAAGAUAAAGAGAGAGAGAGUCAAGUUUCUGAAGGUGAGGGUUUCAGUGGAGGUGUGGAUGAAGAAGAAGCUCAAAUUGAGGAUGAUGACUUAGAAAUGAUUCAAGAGAUCGAUGAGCAACACAAGAUUUUGGAAUCUUCAGAAGAAGAGAUAGUUGGUGAGAAAGAGUUGGCUGAUUCAGACUCAGAGAGUGAGGACAGUGGAUUUAGAAAGCUUCCAGACAUUAUAGAACAAGAAGAUAACCAAGAGGUAAUGGAGCAGAAAGUUUCAGAAGAGACUAAAAGAGAUGACACUGGAUCAGGAGCAAUUGAAGGACAAGAAUCUGAUGAGGACAGUGGCUUAGAAAAUCUUCCAGACAUUAAAGAACAAAAAGACAACCAAGAAGGAAGGGAACAUAAAGUUUCAGAAGAGACUGAAAGUGAUGAUAAUGGAUCUGGAGCAGUUGAAGAGAUUGAAGAAGAAGAAUCUGAUGAGGAUAGUGGCUUAAAAAAGCUUCCAGACAUUAUAGAACAAGAAGAUAGCCAAGAAGUAAUGGAACAGAAAGUUUCAGAAGAUGCUAAAAGUGAUGACAUUGUAUCUGGAGCAGUUGAAGAGAUUGAAGAACAAGAAUCUGAUGGGAACAGUGGCUCAGGCACAAAGACUAAGGACAGUGGCUUAGAAAAUCUUCCAGACAUAAUAGGACAAGAAGAUAACCAAAAAGUAAGAGAGCAGAAAGUUUCAGAAGAGACUAAAAGUGAUGACAAUGGAUCUGAAGAAGUUGAAGAGAAUGAAGAAGAAGAAUCUGAUGAGGAUAGUGGCUUAAAAAAUCUUCCAGACAUGAUAGAACAAGAAGAUAAACAAGAAGUCAUGGAGCAGAAAGUUUCAGAAGAGACUAAAAGAGAUGACAUUAGAUCUGAAGCAGUUGAAGAGAUUGAAGAACAAGAAUCUGGUGGGAACAGUGGCUCAGACACAAAGACUAAGGACAGUGGCUCAGAAAAGCUUCCAGACAUAAUAGGACAAGAAGAUAACCAAAAAGUAAGGGAGCAGAAAGUUUCAGAAGAGACUAGAAGUGAUGACAAUAGAUCUGGAGAAGUUGAGGAGAUUGAAGAACAAGAAUCUGAUGAGGACAGUGGCUUAAAAGAGCUUCCAGACAUGAUAGAACAAGAAGAUAACCAAGAAGUAAUGGAACAGAAAGUUUCAGAAGGAACUAGAAUUGAGGAAAUUGGAUGUAGAGCAGUUGAAGAGAUUGAAGAACAAGAAUCUGAUGAGAUAGGUAGAACAAGUAUCAGUAGAGAAAUAGAAAAGAAAAAGAGUGAUGCUGGUGAUGGCUUGAGGAAGGCUCAAGGGAUUGAAGAACCGGAGAGACACAAUGAAGAAAGAAAGAUUCAAGAAAUGGUUGAAGAAGAAACAGGUGGUCAAGAGAAGGACUCCAAGGGAGAUUUUGAUGGGAAAGAAACUCAAAUUGAGGAUGACAACUUAGGAAAGAGUCAUGAAGAAGAAACAGUUGGUCAACAUGAGUUUUCUGAUUCAGAUACAACGAGUGAGGGAAGUAGUAGUUUAAGAAAGCCUCCAAACAUUUUCGAACAAGAAAAUAACCAGGACGUGAUGGAACAGAAAGAUUCACAAGCAGAGACAAAAAGUGAUUCUAGAUCCUCUGAAGAGAUUGAAAAACAAGAACCUCAUGAGCAGCUAGAUGGAACAAGUAAAAGUAGAGCAACAUCUGAUGAUGAUGGCUUGAACAAGGUUCAAGGCACUGAAGAACCAGAGAGACGAAAUGAAGAAAGCAAGAUCCAAGAAAUGGUGAGAGGGGAUCCUAAAGAAGACGUUGAUGCGGAGAUGGGUGAAGGGUUCACACCAAACAUUGAGAGAACACCAGUAGUUGCAGAAACUGAGACAAAAGCUGGGGAACUUGAAUCUAAAAAAACAGUAGCAGAAAAUGUAGAGAAGAAACAUGAUGAAUUGGUUGAGAAGAAAGAAGAGAAAGAUAGAAGAAGCUUCAUAAAGGUUCAGGAGAAUGAAGAACAACAUUCUUCUGUAACGAAUGAUGUUCCGAAACCAGUUCAGGAGACUGAAGCACCAGAGAUGGAUACUUUAGUUAAAACAAAUGAUGAAGAAAAAGAGAAGAAGAAAAGUCUGGAGAUGGAGAAAAAAAACAUUGGGGAAGGAUUUGCACCAAACAUUGCAGAAACUGAGAAAAAACCUGAGGAUUUUGAAUCUGAAAAACAAGGAGCAGGUGAUGUAGACAAGAUACAUAAACUGGUAGAAAAGAAAAAAGAGGAAGAUGCUAAUGUGAGGGCAAAGGGUGAAGACAGAAGAAGCUUAAUAAAGCUUCAAGAGAAUGAAGAGCAACAUUCUAAGGGAAGAAAGGGACAAGACAAACAAGAAAAUAUCAAAGAAUUGUUGGAAGAGAAAGCACCAGAGGCAGAUACAGAGAUAGUGAAUGAUAUUCAGAAACCAGUUAAAGAGAUUGAAGUACCAGAGGUGGGUACGUUAGAGGAAACAGGUGAUGAAGGAAAAGAGAAGAAAAACAUUGUAGAAACUGAGAGAAAACCUGAGGAUUUUGAAUGUGAUAAACUAGGAGCAGAUGAGGUAGACAAGAUAGAUGAACUGGUUGAGCAGAAGAAAGAGGAGGCAGAUGCAAAAAAUGAUGAGGCUGGGCCACAAAGUAGCUCAAUAAAGCCUCAGGGAGUUGGAGAACAACUAUCUCAGGGACAAAAGCGACACGAAAAGACCAAAGAAUUGGUGGAAGAGAAAACUCCAGAGGCAGAGAAAGCUAUAGAGGAUGAUACUCCCAAACGAGUUCAGGAGGAAACAAAAGAUACAGACUCAAGAAAGCCACAAGAGAAUAUUAGACAACAGGAGUUGGAUGAAUGUGAAAGAUGCGAGAAAGAAAGCAAGAACCAAGAAUUGACGAAAAUCAACACAAAUUAUGAAGAGAAAGACACUGAAGAAACAAUAACAAAGGAGCAAGAUUCAUAUAGGCCAAAUGUAGUUGGAGAAGAAAAAGAGGUUCAAGAACUAGCUGAAGAGAAGCCGCAUUUUUCCAAAAAUAGAAAACUCAAGGAGGAAGAAAAAGUUCCAGAGAAGAAAACAGAACAUGGUGAUGAUGAUGAUGAUAUCUCAAGAAAAGCUGGAGAUUCAGAUGAAAAAGAAGAGGUUGAUUAUGAAAUGGGCAAAGGAUUUGCACCAAACAUUGCAGAAACUGUGAAAAAAACUGAGGAUUUUGAGUUUGAGAAACUAGGAGCAGAUGAGGUUGAGAAGAUACAUAAACUGGUGGAUAAGAAAGAAGAGGAAGAUGAUAAUGCGAGAGCAAAAGGUGAAGACAGAAGAAGCUUAUUAAAGAUGAAAGAGGAUGAAGAACCACAUUCUAAGGCAAGAAAGCGACAAGACAUACAAGAAAAUAUCAAACAGUUGGUGGAAGAGAAAGCUCCAGAGGCAGAGACAGAUAUAUCAAAUGAUAUUUUGAAACCAGUUCAAGAGAUUAAACAAGAGGUGAGUACGUUAGGAGAAGCAGGUGAUGAAAUAAAAGAAGGAAAGGAGAAGAAGAAAAGUGAAAGUUUGGAGGUAACAAACAGGGAUGCCAAAAAAGAGACUGAUCUGAAAAUGGGAGUAGCUGAGACAAAACCUGAGGAGUUUGAAUCUGAUCAACUAAAAGCAGACAAGAUACAUGAACCGGUUGAGAAGAAGAAAGAGAAGGAAAAAAGUGUAGGCAUUAGCUUAAUAAAGACUCAUGAAGUUGGAGAACAGCAGUCUCAGGGACAAAUGCAAGAGGGUGAACACGAAAUGAUUGAGGAAUUGGUGGAAGAGAAAAUUCCAGGAGCAGAAACAAAUAUAUCAAAUGAUACUUCGAAACCAGUUGAGGAGAGAGGUGAGGGAAGACAAAAGAUCCCAAAACUUUUUCAAGAGGAGGAAACAAAGAAGCAGCCAGAAGAGCACAAAGAGAAAAUGGUGGAGACGGGGGAAAAGAUUGAUGAUGCUGUCUCAAGAGAAGUUCAAGAGAUUAUAAGACAACAAGACCUGGAUGAAGCAGAAAGAUGCGAGAAAGAAAGCAAGACCCAAGAAGUGGUGAAAAGCAAAAGAAAUGAUGAAGAGAAAGGUGCUGGAGAAACAGAAAUAGAGGAGCAAGAGUCCUAUGGACCCAAAAUACUCUGGGAUGAAGAAACUGCAGAGAAGAAAUCAGUAUUUGAUGCUGAAGAAAGAGAUUUAGAUUCCAGAGAAGAGGUUGAUGUGGAAAGGGGCAAAGGAUUCACACUAAACAUUUCAGAAACUGAGACAAAAUCUGAGGAGUUUGAAUCUCAUAAACCGGAACCAGAUGAGGUAAAUGAGAAUGAUGAUAUACAUGAACUGGCUGAGGAGAAAGAAGAGGACAAUGCUAAGGUGAGAAGACAAGACGAAGACAGGAGCUUACUAAAGCUUCAAGACAAGGAAAAACAACAUUCAAAGAGACAAAACCGACAAGAGACAAAUAUUCCAACACCAGUUCAGGAAACAGGUAAUGAAGGAAAAGAGAAGAAGAAAAGUGUUACAAUGGAAAUAAAAAAUGGGUAUCCCAAAGAAGAGUUUGAUGCGGAAAUGGGCAAAGGAUUGACACCGAACGCUGCAGAAACUGAAACAAAACCUGAGGAGUUUGAAUCUGAUGAGGUAGAUGAAGUGGUUGAGAAGAAAGAAGAAGAAGAGGACAAUGCUAAGAUGAGGAGAAGAAAAAUUGAAGACAGUAACCUAAGUAAAAAGCUUGAAGAGACUAAAGAACAACAACAACAGGAGAAGAUCAAAGAGUUAGUGGAAGAGAAAACUCCAGCGGCAGCAGAGACAACUGUAGCGACUCAAAUUCCGAAACCAAGUCAAGAGAUUGAAGAACCAGAGGUUGGUACAUGUGAGGAGGAAACAAAGGAUCAAGAGUUGUAUAAACCAAAAGUAAUUGGCGAUGAUGAUGAUCAUCAUGUUUCAAGAAAAGUUGGAGAUGCUGGACAAAGAGAUUCAGGUGCCAAAGAAGAGGUUGAUCCUGAAAUGGGCACACCAAACAUUUCAGAAACUGAGACAAAAGCAGUUGAGGAAGAUGACAUGAUACAUGAACUAGUUGAGAAGAAGAAGAAGAAGGUGAGAAGACAAAGUGAAGACAGUAGGCUCCAAGAAGAAAAGAUCAAAGAAUUGUUGGAAGAGGCAGAGACUGAAAAACCAAAGGUGGAGGAGAGGUUAGAGACAUGUGAGGAAAAGAUAUUUUCAGAGGCAGAAACAAAGGAUCAAGAGUCUUAUAGACCCAAAAUACUCGAAUGUGAAGACAAAAUCCAAGAACUAGCUGAAAAGAAGAUGGACUUUUCAAGAAAAGUCGAGGAGGAAGAAGAAACUGCAGAGAAGAAAACAGAACUUGGCGAUGAUGAUGAUGAUACGUCAAGAAAAGCUCAAGACAUUGAUGCAAUGAAAAGAAAAGAAGAAAAAGAAGAGAUUCAAGAACAAGUACUGGAAGAAAAAGUAAUUGAUAGUGGCAAUAAAACCGUUGCACAUGAAGAAGAUGAACCUGGAAACCAAUUCCAGGAACUUAUAGAAGGAGAAAAAACAAGUUGUCAAGGAGAAGUUAAAGGUGUAGAGAGCGAGAAGAAUACAAGAGAGGUAGACAAAAGAUUCAGAGAAGCUCAAGAGGUUGAAAGAACAGACUCAGAUGAUGUAUCUGGAAUAUAUGGUAAAGGAGAACUCCAGGAAGAAGAUGAUAGACUAGAAAGAGGGACAGGUACUAUAGAACCAGAAUUGGUUAAUCUGAACAGUCAAAUGGAGCAAGAACUUGAGGAUGAGAACAUCAAUAGUAGUUGCAAAGAAGAAGAAUCAGAGAUCAAAACUGAUGAUGUCAUAAGAAAGGUUCAAGGUGUUAAAGAACAUGAGUUGUCUGAACCAAAAAGGAACCAUGGUAGCAAGAUUAAAGAAAUGAUAGAAGAGAAAAUAGGAGAGGUAGAGAAAGAAGAUGAAGUACAGGAGUCACAUGAACCUAAUAUACGCAAGGAACGACGCUGUAAGACCAAAAUAACUGGGACAGAGGAGCCAAGUGGUCAAGCAAGAGAGGAAGAGGAGAAGGAGAAAGUUGUAGAGUCUAGGACAGUAACAGAGAUUAAGGACCAACGACCUGACAAGCCAGAGAGUCAUGAGAAACGAUACAAGAUUCAAGAACUGGUGGAAGCUGGACAUAAUGAAGAGCAAAAAGAUACUGUCAAGGCAAAGCAGACCUCAAAAGGGGUUCAGGAGAUAGAACAGCAGGAAUCUGAUGGAUUAAGUAGUUCUGUAGUACAAGAAGACAAGAAGCAAGAAACAGAGGAGAAGAGGACAAAAACUGAAGAUGCUACCUUGAGAAAAGUCCAAGAUGAUGAAGAUCCAGAAAUGAGUAAGUCUUAUAAGAUCCUGGAACCAGUGGAAAUGGGAACAAGUGAUUAUAAAGAAGAAGUCAAGAAACAAGUUGGGGAUGAUACUUUAAGAAUCCAAGAGCCUCCUGACAAACCAAAUUUAGAUGAACUUGAGAGACGCAGUGAGCAAGGAGACAAGAUCCACGAACCAGUGGAAAUGAGAACACAUGAUGAUUACAGAGAGAAAUUCAAGAAACAAGAUGGUGAUGUGGACGAAGAAAAAGUGGAAGAUGACAGUUCAGACAAGUUUCAUGAGUUUGAAGAACAAAAAUCACAUGAACCUGAGAGGCAGGAGAAGAGAAAACAUUUCAGUAAAGAAUCAGAGGAACAUGAGAAAACUAGAGUAGUGGAAGAGAAGGAGACUCUGGAGAGGAAGAAGACAAGAAGUAGAGAUGUUCAGGAUGAUGCAGAGCCAGAAUUGCUUAAACCUUACAAGGCACAAGAAGAAGACAAGAAGGUCCAUGAAUUAGUGGAGAAGGGAACAAGUGAUUACAGAGAAAAGGUCAAGAAACAAGAUGGUAAUGAUACUUCAAUAAGCAAAGAGCAAAUAUGUACUGUGGAUGAAGAAAAAUUAGAGAGCAUUGCUGAUCCAGGAGAAAAAAUGGAAGAUGAUAAUUCAAGAAAGUUUCAUGAACCAAAAUCAGAUGAUUAUUGGACACAACUGGAGCGAGAAAAGAUGAAAUAUUUAGUAAAAGAGGAAGCAACUGGUCCCAAAGAUAAAUGCACUGCUGAAGCAGGCCAUAGUGACCACAAAGAAGAACAACAUGAAGAUAUUACCUCAGAAAAGGUUCAAGAGAUUUUUGAAAAGCAUAAGGCUGAUGAAUUGCAGAGAUCUCUGGGACAAGACAAGAUGCAUGAAAUAGAGGAAAAGGAAAAAACUAAAGCAAUGAAGGAGAAUGAGACUGUGGAGAGAAGGAAAAAAAACUGAACUGGAGACAAGACCCAGGAACUAGAGGAAAUGGAAACAAAGGAUUACAGAGAAAAGGUCAAGAAACAAGAUGGAGAUGAUGUCUUAAGAAGCCAAGAAACUGAGAAACUGGAUUUAGUUGAAGAAGAAGCAACUGAUCCCAGAGAUAAACACACAGGAGGGAAAGAAGAAGAAAGAGAUGAGGAAGUUGCACAGACUGAGACAAAAGUUGAGGACGAGACCAACAAAGAGGUAGAAGAGAAGCAAAAAGAAGAAGAAGAAGAAGGUUCCUUAGAUGAUCCUAUGACAAAGAUUCAAGAAAUUGAAAAAGAAGACUCACAUGAUACAGAGAUUCAAGAGAAGCUAGACAUAGUCCAGGAGGACUUUGUGGAAGAGGAAACAGUGGAUCAAGAAGAUGAAGUGGCAAUGGAAGCUGUAGAGGCAAAUUAUGAUGAAGAUAGUUCAAGAAUUUUGCAAACUAUAGAAGAACAUGAAGAACACAAGGAACAAAGAAAUGGUCCUGGAGUGGAAGGAGAAGAUGAAGAAAGAAUUGUCGAGAAAGAAGCAUAUGAGGAAGCACUUGAUCUCAAACACACCGGUGGAGAAAGAUACAAUGACCAUAAAGAAGAAGAAAAGUUUAUUCCCAAGGAAGAAGUGAAAGCUGAGGAAGAUAGCUCAGAAGAGGAGUUUGAUGAGUUGCAGAGAUCUUUGGUACAGGACAAGAUGCAAGAAACAGAAGAAAAAGGAAAGCCUAGAUCAACGGAGGAGAAUGAGACUGUGGAGGGAAGGACAAAAACUGAAGAUGAUGGUAGCUUGAUUAAGGUUCAAGAAGGUGAAGAUCCUGAGUUGAGUAGACAUAAGAGAAAUGAGGAAGAACUCAAGAAAGAAGAUGAGGAGAGAAAGAUUCAUCAAUCAGUGGAAGGUGUAAAAGGAGAAGACAAGACAUUGGGUCAAGAAGAUGAUUGGGUAGGGGAAGCUGAAGCUGUAGUGGCAAAAAAUGAGAAAGAUAGUUCAAGAAAGUUGCACACCAACACUGGAGGAGAAGAACUAAAACAACAAGAAGAGAUCCCUGAUCCUAGAGUGAAAGAAGGAGAUGGGGAAAGAGUUGCCGAGAAAAAGACAAAAAUGGAAAAGGUUCAUGUCCAAGAACCUGAAGUAAAAACAGAGAAUGAAGAAUCAAGGAGAGGACAAAAAGACAAACAAGAGAAGAAUGAUGAGACAAGAAGUGACGAUGGUAUUGUGAGAAAGGUUGGAGAGACUAAAGUGAAAGAAUCAGAUGAAAAGAAAGAUCCAGAACCGGAGGAACAGAUUGAAGAACCAGAGAGGAAAGAAGUGAGUAAUGAUGGAGUUAAGCUGGUGACUGAAGAGGAUAGCCUUACAAAAGGCCAAGAUUUUAUAGAAAAGGAGCCAUCAGAGAGACGACAAGUGGGACAAGAAAACAUCCAACAACUUAAGGAUGCAGAAAAACAAGAAGAUGAGGGAAAAUCAGAUGCAGGAGUGGAGAUGCAAGAUAAGAUUAAAGAAGCAAAGGGUAUAGAGGGAAGUGAGAAAGCUGCAGAAGUGGAGAUGCAAGCUAAUACUGGCAUCAUAAUGAAGGAACAAGAAACUAAAAGACAAGAACCAUAUGAGUUGCUAGAAGAUGAAGAGCAUGACAAGAUUCCAGAACCGAUUGUUGAAGGAACAAAGAAUCAAAGAGAGGAGGAAAAGAGAAUGACAGAUAGAGAAGUUGAAGAGAUGAAGAGAGAAGCUGAGGACGUUAGUUCAAGAAAGGUUCAGAAGAGUAAAGCAGGAGAAACAGAUGGAUUGGAGAAACACAGGGAACUAAGUGAGCUCCAAGAAAAUCAACCAGUGGCAGAAGAAGAAGUGAAUGAAGUGGGAGGAUAUAAGGCAGUGCUGAAGACAAAAUCUAUGGAAGAUUCAAGCCAGACUCAAGAUGUUGAAGAAAAGGGACCAGAUCGUACAGAACAAGAAAACAUCCAAGAGAUGAUGGCUGAGGAGGAAGAAGAAGAGAAGAACGAGAAGGAGAAGAGAAUGCCGCAUGUGGAUUCAAAAGCUAACGAUGAUAGCUCAGAGAAGACUGAGACCGAAAUAUUGAGAGGUAAAAAGCAAAAGGAAGAUCAUCAAGAAGUGGUGGAAACAGAAACAAGUGAUCAGAGGAAAGAAGAAAGGGAGGAGAAGAUUGUUGGUAAAGCAGUGACAAGAGAUGAAUGUGAUAGCUCAAGAAAGAAUCAGGACCAUGAAGAAAUACAGUUAGAUAAACUAGAAGAGAUGAGUGGAUCACUUGCAAGAGAGGAAACAAGCAAUGAUAAAGAAGAAAACAGAGGAAACAGAGCAGGUGCAAAGAUAACAAUCAAGGAUGACAAGAAGCAGUUGCUUGUGGAAAUUGACACAAGUGGUAAAGCAAAAGAGACUAAGAGUAGAGAUGACAUCUCAAGAGAAAAUCAAAAACAAGACUCUCAUGAACAAAAGAGAAACUCUGAGGAACAUGACAAGAAGAACAUGGGACCAAACUAUCACAGAAGUGAAGAGGAUGGUAAGGAAGAUAAAGAAACUGCAGAAGCAGAGGGCACGAGAAAGAAGAAGGGGAUUGAAGAACGAGAAUCAGCUAAAAUGGUGGAUAGACAUGAUAACCAAGAUAACAUAACUGAUUUGGUGGAAGAGAAAAUGAACAAUCAAGAAGGAGAAGACAAGAAGAGUAUGUCUAUGGAGGUCUUGGAAAAAUCUGAAGACCAUGAAUCAACAGAACCUGAAAGGCUGAGGAAACAAGACAAGGAUAGGGAACAAGUGCAACAAAGAUCAACAGAUAACCUUAAAUAUGAAGAAACCAUAGAAACAGUCAAGGAUAAGGAAUCAAGAAAGACUCAUCAGCUCAAAGAAGAGAGGCUUAGGGAAAAAGAGAACAGGGAAACUGAAUGUGAAGAUGGUAGCUCAAAACAGAUUCAAGAGGUAGACAAAGAUGGAUCAACAGAACCAAGAAGAGUUGAGGAAAGAGACAAGAUCCGACCAGUGGAUAGAGAAACAAGUGAAGAUGAAGAAGAAGAAGAGUUAAAAGUUGAAGUUGAAGACUCAGAAGAAGAUUGGGAAGCUGAAGUGAUUCAAGAGAUGGAUUCAGAUGAAGAAAAUGAUAAACUUAGAAAAAUAAGAAGAAUCAAACUAGGAUUUAGGUUAGUUGGAGGAUCAACAUUGUUUACGUCACUAAUAGUCAUAGUUUUUCGUUUGAUUCGUUCCAAGAGAAAAAUAAGAAGCUACAAGUUCUAAAUUCCAACCAAAGCACAAUAUCAUCUUUUUAUUAUUCGAGUUUUUUAAUUGAUAUGAAAUCAAGAUCCACACAA
Molecule: messenger RNA, 11278 nt
Organism: Brassica napus (rape)
Lineage: Eukaryota; Viridiplantae; Streptophyta; Magnoliopsida; Brassicales; Brassicaceae
Product: titin homolog
Source: RefSeq, a predicted model, not a curated record